This is a messenger RNA of Linnemannia hyalina, 2232 nucleotides long. The record is from the annotation of a GenBank genome assembly. NCBI's taxonomy places the organism in Eukaryota, Fungi, Mortierellomycota, Mortierellomycetes, Mortierellales, Mortierellaceae.
AUGGCUGCAGAGGAUUCCAACAAACGCAUCAAGCUCAACCUGGAGCCCAGCCUCGACCGCCUUCCCUUCGACAUCACCCAAAAGGCCGAAGAGAUCUACCUCCCAGAUGGCGAUCCGUCCGAGAAACUGAAGCGCAAGAUCAAAGUCAUCUCUGAUGCAGCAGGAGAUCACUAUGAUCGGUACACCGACAACGUAGCAUCAGCGGACGAGCCAGCAGAGGGAUCGGCGCUCGUGACGACAGGUGGUACGGAUGGCUUCAACGUCCAAGACCAAGCUGUAGGAGGAGUAACAGCGGCUACAAAUGCUCGAGCCAAUACGCCCCAACAGAUAUAUGCGAAACUUUGGCACGCGCAAAGCGAGAUCGGGAUUGCACUGGACGUACUCAACAUCAUCAUUUCAUCAUUCCAAAUGCCCUCUGGAGCUGGCGGACCAGGAUCCAAUUUUCCAUCGAAUGCUCCUCCGACGGCAUUACCACCAGGAUCUCUCAAAUGCGAGCAUGUGCCCAAGCCUAUCCUUGUGUCGGCCCAGAUCCAGAACGAGAAGCUGGCGUUAGGCGCUAAAAGGCAACAGCUUCGUAAUGCGGCCGAUAUAUUGAUGCAAGGAGCUCAGAAACUCAGAGGUGUGAUGGUGGAUGAGGACCAGUUCUGGGCUGGUGCGUUGAGACUCAGGAAGAAUAAUUGGUGCCUCGUCUCUGGCAGGAGUGGACAGCAAGGGCUACAAAUGCACCAUGGCCGCCAAGGAACGGGAUCUCAGCUCUUUGUACACUACGGGUUCCGGGAUGUGGGAUCGCUCUACGGCGAACGGGCAUACGCGGAGCUGGUUCGGAACCCAUCUUCUCGCGACGAUUCGUCAGGGACGGCGAGGAGCAUCGAGUUGAACAUUCCAAACAAAAGCGGGAAGGUUCUGAUUAUGAGCCUUAUGCAACAUGGAGCAGUGUGCAUCCAAGGACCAAAAGAAGCCAAAGGAAGGAAAGCCAACACUCUACACACUCAGCUUUUGGAGGCCCAGGAUUCACUUUUUGACGGCGAACUAUUUCAUGAGCUUGUUAAUGAAGCGCGGACAAUGACCGGCAGUGUCUCAAUCGUGGAUAACGAGAUCCUUUUAUCCAUCAACGAAGAACUGGAACUCAGGAUAGCAUACAGAAAUCUCACACCAGAUGACUUGCCUUCUGGCUCAUUGCCUAAAUCCGAUCUCACCAAACGUUACCAAGGGAUUGCCGACGUGAUGCGGUACGCCAUUCAACUGACUCAACAUCGCCGUUUCCGCCAAAAUAUCAAGGAGCGAUCCGACAGCUUUUUCAAGAGUUCGCGUCCAGGAGGUGGACGCGCUGCUGGCUCAUUUGGACAAAUUCAACAAACACUUCAACAUCGCCCCACGGCCAUGCUAAGCACGAUGUUGCAGAUGCUACAGUACUUUACAUUCUCGAAAAGGGUCCGAGAUGUCCUGGCGAGAAGCACAAGGAACCUUCGCCAAAGUUGGUGGGAGGCUAUUCAGCUGCAAUCUGUCGAUAUCAAGUCUCCGCCACCAAGCUUGGUGACCUACAGUGGAGCUGAAAGCGCUGGUUCCCAAACUCCCCUACUGCUCAACAGCACCACAGCUUCGUCUUACAGGAAUAUAUCAAACUAUGGAAUGGGAUCGGCGGUGUCUAUCCGUGUUGGAAUGAAAGCGCAUCCUAUCCGUUUCGUCAUUCGGUCACACCCAUUGCCAUGCGUUGUACUCCAGCUCUCUGACCGACCUUCGGCACCGAUGGCACACAUUGCAGAGUUUGAGAAGGUCCUCGAACAGGAACUAGCCUCUAGAGCGAUCGGACGGAUCUGUGAUGUCCUCAAUUCCAUUCACAACUGGUCAGAUUUGGUGCCUGGCCUACAGAACCCGAGAUUUGUCAUUGACAUUGAACAGCAUUGCGUCGGUGUCUUUGUAGUCCCUCAACAGAGAAGCGAAGUGGGCAAAUUCAAGAGUUCACACAUCCACUUGAUCGUUGAUAUGAAGGCAGACAGGGCCAUCAGCAUUACAAUCAUUUGCAACCAGGAUGGGUUCAGAUCAAAGCGGAUAUUCUUGGAGGACCAGCCAGUGCAAGCCACCCAGCCAACCUCAGGAACGGACAGACUCCACCCGCACGACGAUGACGGCACCGUUACGAUUGGUGCUACUUCUAACACGACAGGAGGGCGAACAAUGGAGACUUUCAGGUCAUGGUUGCAGCAAAACAUUCUUGCAGAGCUUGACUUCUAG